Aegilops tauschii subsp. strangulata is the source of this 1356-nucleotide messenger RNA. RefSeq names its product cationic peroxidase SPC4. Gene Ontology annotation, biological process: response to oxidative stress; hydrogen peroxide catabolic process. The record is from RefSeq and is a predicted model, not a curated record. Gene Ontology annotation, molecular function: heme binding; peroxidase activity. Lineage: Eukaryota; Viridiplantae; Streptophyta; Magnoliopsida; Poales; Poaceae.
UGAGUCCGUGACACGAACGAACGAACGUAGCAGAGCAGACACACACGCGCGCGGAGAGAUGGUUUGUGCUCCUCUGCUCGCUGCAGCAGUAGUAGCGGCGGUGGCAGUGGCCUGCUCGCCGGGAUAUGGGGCUUAUGCGGCGGCAGAGCAGGAGGCCGCCGGCGCCGGCGGGAGCGAUUUGAGGUUGAGGCAGCCUCCGAUUACGCGCGGCCUGUCCUUCGACUUCUACAAGCGGAGCUGCCCCAGGGCGGAGUCCAUCGUGCGCGACUUCGUCCGGGACGCCGUCCGCAAGGACGUCGGCCUCGCCGCCGGUCUCCUCCGCCUCCACUUCCACGACUGCUUCGUCCAGGGGUGCGACGCGUCGGUGCUGCUGGACGGCUCGGCGACGGGGCCGGGGGAGCAGCAGGCGCCGCCCAACCUCACGCUGCGCCCGUCCUCCUUCAAGGCCAUCAACGACAUCCGGGACCGGCUGGAGCGCGAGUGCGGCGGCGCCGUCGUGUCCUGCUCCGACAUCCUGGCGCUCGCCGCGCGCGACUCCGUGGUGGCCACGGGCGGGCCCGAGUACCGCGUGCCCCUCGGCCGGCGUGACAGCCCGCGGCUCGCCACGCCGCAGGACGUGCUGUCCGGCCUCCCCGCGCCCACCUCCGCCGUGCCGUCCCUCCUCGACGUGUUCCACAACCACAGCCCUGACCUCGACGCCACCGACCUCGUCGCGCUCUCCGGCGCGCACACCGUGGGGCUCGGGCACUGCGCCUCCUUCGAGGGCCGCCUCUUCCCGCGCCCCGACCCGACCAUGAGCCCGGACUUCCUCGGCAGGCUGAGGCGGACGUGCCCGGCCAAGGGCACCGACGCGCGCACCGUGCUGGACGUGCGCACGCCCGACGUGUUCGACAACAAGUACUACGUGAACCUGGUGAACCGGGAGGGGCUCUUGGUGUCGGACCAGGACCUCUUCACCAACGAUGCCACCCGGCCCAUCGUGGAGCGGUUCGCGCGCAGCCAGCGGUACUUCUUCCACCAGUUCGGCGUGUCCAUGGUGAAGAUGGGCCAGAUCAGGGUGCUCACCGGCGGCCAGGGCCAGGUCCGCCGCAACUGCUCCGCCCGCAACCCCGGCACCACCGACGACGGCCUCGAGUGGUCGUCCCUGGUGCAGACCGUCGUGGACGCCGCUGCGGAGAGCUACUCCACUAGUUAGAUUCUAAUGCUAGAACCCGAGAGAGUAGCUGUUAAUCAUGUCGAAAUAAAAUAGUAGUGAGUAGUGAGCAAGGCAAGGCAUGAUGAUGAGGCUGUGUGCAACCCAAACGUGUGUUCUGUUCACCAGUUAGUUUAAUCGAUCGAUGCUUAUGUUGCUUGUUC